CCAGGACAGUCAGUCGAUCGAGCGACGCGGGUGGUGACGGUUGAUCGUCGGUGUUCAUUCAUCGGCUCGAGCUCUCAAAAAGCGAGGCAAGGGGUUCCUAUAACGUCCGGAAGGAAGAGGAGAGACAGAAAGGGAGAUAGAGAAGGGUAGAGAAGGACCGAUCAUGCGUACGUAGAGGACGAACGUUCUCGUCGUGGACGAUGCCGCGAAAACUCUCGCCCCAAACCACCCCACGACGACCAAGUGUGCGCAUCACGACCGGCUCGCGGCUCAGUCGACGUUACGUCGCGUCCUUCGGCGUGAGUAGAGAGUACGAUCGGCCGGUCUUCUCGUCGGUCACCCUCGGCGAACCGGUGAUCUCAUCGGCGAGGAGCGUUCCUUCUCUCCCGCGAGCAAUCGUUCGGCUUGAUUAGACGACAGAGCGAAAGAGGAGGAAGAGGAGAGGUUGCUCCACAAGGAUCGUCGCUCUCUCACUGGAUGUAACGAACGGGUGAAGCAUCUCCCUCCGAAGACCGUCGUAGACCUCCGAGGCAGAUCCCGAGCGUUCCAGGACGUAUGUGCAUACUCGAUGCGAAUUUCAUAUGGAUAGACCCAAUCUCGAAAGACUCCGAUUUUAUCGAGCGAGAGGACGAACGCGUCUGCCGAGAAAUUCAGGGAUUUUGUCGGUCAACGGAGACAAGAGCUUGUUGUGACGCGAUUCGCCGAUCACUCCACAAAUAUAACAGAAGAAAAAGGACUCUGAUUAUAAGGAGGUCGCGCGUGAAUACUCGCGACGAAUUGGCGUGAAAAACUCACGGCAGACUCGACGGAAGGAACGGCGAAACGACGUGUUGACGUAAUAAUCGAGUGCGACCAACGGCGAGAGCGGAGUCGCGUGUCUGCGGAUAAACGUUCGACGAGCGAAAUAAUUGAGCCAUCGACAGGCGUCAAGAUUAAGUGUUGCUGAAAGAAAAAACAGCCGCUCUGCGAUCAGGCCGUCGAGAAACGAGCGAGGAUGAAGUCCGCGCCACCGAUGUCGGCUGAUUGUCGGCCAAUUGUCCCGUUAAUGAGCACUUAAUGAGCGGCGCAUGAGCGGGCAAACACGAGAGGAGCUAUCGAGAUGAAGCUGGGAGAUAACAUGACCAUGGAAGCUUGCAACGUAUGGAAUGACGUCACACCACGAAAAUAUCGGCCACCACGCAUCGGCGAUAUCCCAAAACGCGGUGCGAUCGACGAAGAGUCACCCUCUUACUCCACGUCGGCGAAGGUAACGGUCUUGCCUUCCAGCGCGCAGCCGUCGACGGAUGCACCAGCAGGCCCAUCAAGGGUGUCGUCAGAGGAGAGUUCCGACAGCGGUGAGAUCCAGGAGAUCCGCAAGGACAGCGCGCUCUACCUUGAGGAGCCGGAGGGCCUGAACGGGAAGAAAGUCAUACGGUCGCGGCCACCGGGUAUCUUUCGGAAGGCCCGACGAGAGAGCAGCGGCUACGCGACCAGCGUGGGUAGUUUGGACGAGGAGAGGAAGGGCGGCGACGUGCAGCAGCAGCAGCAGGACUCGUCCCAGUCCCAGUCCCCGUCCCAGUCCCAGUCCCAAUCGUUGAAGGAGAAGCGCAGGCUAAUCACGAGGAUACCCAGGGCGGAAGAGAGCCUUGGCGAGAAGGCGUCGAUCGGCAUAUCGGAGAGGAUGCCGACGACAGAGAUACACAGGAAGGUGUCGAGCGCCGGCCUCGAUAUGCCCGACAUCGAGGAGGUGAAGGAGGUCCUGAGGGAAGAGACCUCGCCUCGUCAGAAUCUUAGUAGGGACGCGGAGACGGCGGUAGCCGAACCAGACUACUUAUCAGCGCAGUCUCUGCUCCCGAGGGAGGCAGCUAAUCAGACGCUCGCUGUGAAAAGCGACGUCGCCUCCGGCGUCGUUUCUUCGUCGACAUCCCACGACGGCCUCCCGAAGGAGUUACUCAACACCGGCAGUCUGAAGGAAGCGCUCCACCGUAUCUCCUGCGAAACGAACCGCAGGCUGGACACAUCGGCCGUCAGUCCGGGAAGCGACGGCAAGAUCCGGCGGGAGGUAUCACCGAUAGAAUCCCGCAAGGAUCCAUCGUGCUCCGUAGAGCGUGCGACUGCCGAGAUCGUACAGAGGAAGAAUGAGAAGGUGGCGUGCGCUAACAACGACAUUCUGCCGAGAAGCGUCGAAGCAUCCAAAGGAGAAAAUGUGCCCGUUGCCUUCACAUCGUCGUCAUCGUCGUCGUCGUCGUUAUCAUCAUCGCCGUCCACUAAGACGUCGGUCAAGGUGUACCAGCUGCUGGCGACCCAGUCGGAGGAUCGCGGCGAUGGCGAGUCGCACCUACCGGAUCGCAGGAUAUCCCUACAAAUCGCCAGCUCACGAGAGGCGGAGGUGUCGUUGACGAGCAACAACAACGUGACCACGGGGUCGUUCGUGAGGAACAGAAAGUGCGAGGACGCGAGAAGUAGUCCGGCCACGAAAACGUUGUCAUCUAGUGAAAGCGGGUCGCAACGGUACCUCGGAGACGCUGGCAACGUCACCGUCAGGCCCAUCUAUCCUUACUGCCCGUAUUCGCCCUAUGGCAGCCCUCAAAGCUCGCCUAGGAAUCGCAAGAGGCCUCUUAGGGAGAGCAGAAGAGUAUCCAUCGAUAACCGGCAAGGCGAUAUUAAGCUGAAUCAAUACAAACUGUUGGAUGACAUCGGACAGGGCACCUACGGUCUCGUGAAGCUGGUCUACAACGAGGAGGACGGCACCCAUUACGCCAUGAAAAUCUUGAGCAAAAAAAGACUGAUGAAGAAGGCGGGAAUAUUCGGCAGGAUUGUGCCCGGCAAAAAGGCCAAUCCGCUGGCAAGGGUUUACAAGGAGAUCGCCUUGCUGAAGAAAGUUGAUCACCCUAACGUCGUGAAGCUGAUCGAGGUGCUUGACGACUCGGAGGAGGACCACCUUUACUUGGUCUUCGAACUCCAGCGAGGUGAAAUCCUGCAGAUACCCACCGACGAACCUCUGGACGAGAAAACGGCCAGACGGAAUUUCCGCGACGUUGUCAUGGGCGUGGAAUACCUGCAUUACCAGAGGAUAGUGCACCGCGACAUAAAGCCGAGCAAUCUGCUGGUGGACAACGAUGGCCGCAUCAAAAUCGCCGAUUUGGGCGUCAGCGCGGAAUUAAGGGCACCCGGUGAAUUAUUGUCAGGGGCCGCCGGCACUCCGGCAUUCGCGCCGCCCGAAACGACCAUUCCCAGCGCUCAAUAUUCGGGGCCGCCGUGUGACGUGUGGUCGAUGGGGGUGACGCUAUACUCACUGGUGACCGGAAGUCUUCCCUGGAACGGUUCCGGCAGUAUCGGCAGCGUCUACGCGGCCGCUCGCUCAGAGAAUCUCAAGUUCCCGGAGAAGCCGGCCGUGUCGGACGACCUACGCGACCUAAUCACACGGAUGCUCAUGAAGGAACCGGCCGACAGGAUCAUCUUGCCAGAGAUCAAGCAGCAUGCGUGGUUGACCAAUCGAGGAGCCGAACCACUGCCGAACGAGGCUGACAACUGUCGUGUUCCUGUUACUGUCACCGACGAGGAGGUCGAGCGGGUCGUUACAAGGGUGCCGAAACUCGACACUCUGAUCCUCAUCAAGACUAUGCUGAAGCAGCACAGUUUUCAGAAUCCGUUCCUGCCGAAGCGGAUCGGGAGGAUAGCGGGCAACGACGCGGAAGCGGGACCAAGCGGCGCAUCCUCACAGAAGCGCGACGUUAAAGCGGAACAAUUCCAUCGUGCCGGUAGAAGCAUGUCUGCGCCGGAUUCCUACGAUUUGCACACAAGCGGCAGACAAGUGUCAGUGGAAAGCCCCUUGCCGCCAGUGACGGAGGCGUCGAGCCAGGAGUUAGAAGUCGAGAAGCGAUGAUCCGAUCAGCGAUAGAAAGAGUGCACCGGGGAGCCCGCUCGGUCUACGGGCGGACGCCGAGAGACGCAGAGGCCGAUCAGAAAUGAUCGUCCAUUGAGCGAGCUAACGAGCGGACGUAAACGAGAUCGUCGAACGAACCAACGAAAAAUUAAUCU
This is a messenger RNA of Harpegnathos saltator (Jerdon's jumping ant), 4020 nucleotides long. Its product is annotated as mitogen-activated protein kinase kinase kinase 3. Gene Ontology annotation, biological process: protein phosphorylation; intracellular signal transduction. NCBI's taxonomy places the organism in Eukaryota, Metazoa, Arthropoda, Insecta, Hymenoptera, Formicidae. The coding region runs from base 1100 to 3865 and encodes 921 amino acids. Gene Ontology annotation, molecular function: calcium/calmodulin-dependent protein kinase activity; ATP binding; calmodulin binding. Gene Ontology annotation, cellular component: cytoplasm. The record is from RefSeq and is a predicted model, not a curated record. The transcript is spliced from 10 exons.